CUGACUUGACUAAUUAAAUAAUUAAUUCUGUGUUAAUUGUUCUUAGUUUGUUGGAACACUGACACUAAAGUAUUGAUCAGCUUGGUAUAUGUUUUCGUAUUUUGAGGUCAGGUGGCCAAACUGUACCAUGAUGUGAGCAUCGGCAAUGCAGUGAAUAUCAUUGUCACAAGACUGGUUCUUCUAACUGAUGAACAGCCAAAUCUAAGCAUCACUCACCAUGCUGACCGAUCUUUGGGUAGUUUUUGUCGCUGGCAGAAGAUGAUUAAUUCUCCAAUCCAUUCCAAUGUAACUCAGCAGAAUAGAGGAAUUGCUCAUCAUGAUAAUGCUGUUCUUUUAACCAGGUAUGAUAUCUGCACAUACAAAAACAAACCAUGUGCAACACUAGGCCUGGCACCAGUUGCAGGAAUGUGUGAAGAAGAAAGAAGCUGCAGUAUAAAUGAAGAUAUUGGUCUUGCCUCAGCUUACACCAUUGCACAUGAAAUGGGCCACAAUUUCGGGAUGCAGCAUGAUGGUGCUGGCAAUUUGUGUGGUACACCAGGACAUGAACGAGCUAAGAUCAUGGCAGCACAUCUGACGAAGGAGACAACACCAUUUCUGUGGUCAAGCUGUAGCCGAGAAUAUAUUACCAACUUUCUUGAUUCACGACGAGGUUAUUGUCUGGAAGAUGCUCCGAAAGAAAAAGAUUUUGAAUUCACUGAUGAGUUACCAGGGAGAAAUCAUAAUGUAGAUGAACAAUGUAAACUUCAAUUCUUCUCUAAGUCAACAGAAUGCAAACCUCUGGAGGUCUGUCAACAGCUGUGGUGUUUGAAUUCCAGUGGGAAAUGUGUCACCAAUGGUAUACCUGCUGCUGAUGGUUCUGAAUGCCAGAUGCCACGCAGACGGAAAAAGGGGUACUGUUAUCGAGGACAAUGUGUAAAAGAAGACUUUCGACCUCAGAGUGUCAAUGGUGGCUGGAGUGAGUGGACAUCCUGGACUAACUGUUCUCGUAUGUGUAAUGGGGGUGUUGAAUCCAGUGAGAAACACUGUAAUAACCCAAAACCCAAACAUGGUGGGAGAUAUUGUAUUGGAAGAAGGAAGAAGUACCGUUCUUGUAACACACAUGAUUGCCCUGCUGGCGAAACAGAUUUUCGAGAAAUCCAGUGUACCUCUUACAACAAUGUACCUUUCCGUGGUCGUUACUACACAUGGAAGCCAUUUACAGGCUCUCAUGUGAAACCAUGUGCACUAAACUGCUUAGCAAAUGGAUAUAACUUUUACACUGAACGUGCACCAAAGGUCAUUGAUGGUACUAGGUGUUUCCCAGACAAACUUGAUAUUUGCAUCAAUGGGGAAUGUUGGAAUGUUGGCUGUGAUCAUGUUCUUGGAUCUGCUGCAAAGGAAGAUAAAUGCCGAGUAUGUGGUGGAGAUGGAUCUACAUGUAAAACCAUAUCUGGUACUUUUGAUCAAAUCUUAACUCAGGGAGACUACCAUGAAGUUGUAAGAAUUCCAAGAGGUGCUAUGAAUAUAAGAAUUGCUGAGAAAGCUGAAAGCAAGAAUUAUCUAGCACUAAAGAAUGAGGGCAGUGUCUAUUAUAUCAAUGGUGGGUGGACUAUAGAUUGGCCGCGUAAGUUUGCAGUUGCUGGAACUAUUGUACAUUAUGAUCGACAUAAUGAUGAACCAGAAUCCUUUUAUGCUCUAGGACCUAUCCAGGAGAAUUUUGUUGUAAUGGUUUUGUUGCAAGAAGAAAACACUGGGAUUACUUAUGAAUAUAACGUACCAUUUGAGGCUAACAAGACCUCACAUGAUGUGACAAAAUAUUCAUGGAAACAUUCCAACUGGUCUGAAUGUUCAAAGACAUGUGGUAAAGGUCAGAGUGUUGCCACUCCUAUGUGUCGGAUGGAAGCAAAUGGUAUACCUGUGAAUGAAGCAUUGUGUUCUCCACAGCCAAAGCCUGGACAGCUAAACCAAUGGUGUAACUUACAGCCAUGCCCACCUCAGUGGCAAACUGGGAACUGGACUGAAUGUAGCCAGAGUUGUGGUGCAGGUGGCAUCAGGAAACGGUCAGUGAUAUGCAUCCAGUUUAUUGAUGACAAUGAACAGGUGAUUCUGGAAGAUAAAGACUGUGCUAACACACAAGUACCUCCGCAAUCUCAAGAGUCUUGUAACCAUAAAGUUUGUCCACCAAUAUGGCUGGCCUGGGAGUGGUCUGAGUGUGUACCAAAAUGUGGUCGGAAUCGGUUAAAGACAAGAGAGGUACGGUGUGUGUCCAGCAGUAGUCGCAGGAAUCUAGAUGAAAGUAUGUGUGACUCUAAAACUCGACUGCCCAGCCAAGCUUGGUGUGAGAUCAACAACUGUGAGCAAGCUCAUUGGGAUCGUGGACCUUGGAGCCUGUGUUCAGUUUCUUGUGGUCCUGGGAAGAAACAUCGGACUGUGAAGUGUAGGACUUCAACAGGGAGUCCAAGUAAUAAGUGUGCUCGUCGAAGAAAACCCCCCUCUGUCCAGGAAUGUAAUACCCCAUGUCCCCACACAGAAGAAAAUAAAGAGGGAACUGAAGAGUGUGUGGACAAAUAUCAUGUAGCAUACUGCCCCCUAGUGGUGCAAUCACAGUACUGCAAUCGACCCUAUUUUCAAAGGCUUUGCUGUCGAGCAUGCCAGCUAGCUCAGAAUUCAAACCACUGAUGAGAAUGUAAGAAGAAUUUACAGCUUGUUUACCAAAUGUAUUUCUUUAAGAGAAUCAUGCCAAAGAACUGCAAUGCCUGUUGAUUCAUAUUCUUGAUUCUCUUUCAGUUGCUAUCAGCCUUUUGAGUGUUUUUUUCUUCUGUUACUUGUCGUUUAAUAUUGACUUUUUAGUUUCAUAUAGUUACUCAACAACUUGUUUUCUCUCUCAAUCUUCCUUUCUAUUUUCCUAUUUCCCUUUCUUUCUUUCUUUCUUUCUUUCUUAACCUCUCAUUUUAUUUCUCUCUAAUUCAACUUCUGUAAUUCUCAGAUACUUUUUCCCCAAUCCUUCACUAUAUUCAAAGAUAAAGUGUCUAUUUAAGAUGUGCCAGUAUAGUCCUUCACAGUCUCGAUUACAUUUCAGUAAAAUACAGUACCUCUUCA
Octopus bimaculoides (California two-spot octopus) is the source of this 3078-nucleotide messenger RNA. Its product is annotated as A disintegrin and metalloproteinase with thrombospondin motifs 6. Gene Ontology annotation, molecular function: metalloendopeptidase activity. The record is from RefSeq and is a predicted model, not a curated record. Gene Ontology annotation, cellular component: extracellular matrix. Gene Ontology annotation, biological process: proteolysis; extracellular matrix organization. NCBI's taxonomy places the organism in Eukaryota, Metazoa, Mollusca, Cephalopoda, Octopoda, Octopodidae.